Fulmarus glacialis (Northern fulmar) is the source of this 518-nucleotide messenger RNA. RefSeq names its product prostate stem cell antigen-like. Lineage: Eukaryota; Metazoa; Chordata; Aves; Procellariiformes; Procellariidae. Bases 1 to 369 code for a protein of 122 amino acids. The record is from RefSeq and is a predicted model, not a curated record. The transcript has 3 exons.
AUGAAGGCUUUCCUUGUCCUCCUGCUGGGAGCAGUCCUGUGCUUGGAUUCAGGUUCUUCUUUGCAGUGUUACAGCUGCACGUCACAGCUCAGCAACUCCAACUGUCAGAAGAAAGAGGACUGCAAGGAUGCGGAAACAUGCAAGACAGAUGUGAUCAGGCUCGUAGGGCUCUUCAACAUCAUCAGCAAGGGCUGUGACUCAUCAUGCAACCCACUCUAUCAGGACUUCAGCGUGGGCAACAGGAAUAUCUCCUGCUGCAGCAGCGACCUCUGCAAUGUCAAUGCAGCGGGCAGUGUGAGGUACAGCUAUGGGAUGGCAGCAGGGAUAGCAGCCAGCGUGCUCUGGCCUUUCCUGAACAACAGACUGUGAGGAGCAAAGGCGAGUCCCAUAACCACAGAAAUUCUUGGAGCACCCCUCUUAUGACAGGAAUUGUAACCAGGAGCAAGAUGGUGUGUUGGGCACUCAGCAUCCUUGGAGCUGAUGGCAGAUCUUUGCCGUAUGAUAGCUUCUUCGUUACU